UGUUUCAUCCCACAGCCUAAAAUCCUUGUCAGCAUGUUGGCAUUAGUCCUCCUUUCCCUGGUAGCCGGGUCCCUGGCCCACAGCAACGGUGCGCCUCACCAGGCCUGCCGAGACGGAGUCCCGAACCACCACCCCGUGGCCGCUAUGGCUGGGACCAUGCCGUUCACCAUUACCGGGGGAGCCUACACACCCGGGCAGCACGUUCAUCUUACCAUCAGUGGAAACGAGCCCUUCCGUGGGUUCAUGAUCAAGGCUUCAGAGGGCUCUUUCCAGGCCGGUGCCAACCAGCAAGUCAUGGACUGCGACGGCACAGCGGACGCCAUCACCCACACUGAAAACACCGACAAGAGCUCCGUCACUGUGACGUACGUGGCACCAGCAUCCGCCGCCGGAUCCAUCGGCCUGAGGUUGACUGUCGCUGUAAACCACGAUAAGUAUUGGAACCCCGAACUCUUCACCCUGAGUCAGACUGCAGAUGUCAUCACCGGUUAAGGUCAUAACCUUGCUGACAAACAAGGACAUAAAGCUGUACGUGACAUAAUCGUCCGUAGAAGUGACGUCAUCAAAAGCAGCAACUUCCCGUCUGAUAUGAGAUAUUAAACUUCAUCUGUGCAAUCUA
This is a messenger RNA of Branchiostoma floridae (Florida lancelet), 619 nucleotides long. RefSeq names its product putative defense protein Hdd11. Gene Ontology annotation, molecular function: oxidoreductase activity, acting on metal ions. The record is from RefSeq and is a predicted model, not a curated record. Lineage: Eukaryota; Metazoa; Chordata; Leptocardii; Amphioxiformes; Branchiostomatidae. The transcript is spliced from 5 exons. Bases 34 to 492 code for a protein of 152 amino acids.